AUGGCUACUUCUGAGGAGGUUAAUGACCAGAAGCAUCCACAAGAAGGCGCUGUUUUCCCCACUGCUGUUUCUGAAGAGGAGCUGGACGAAGCCAAGAGGAAAACCACCAUGAAGCAGCCGUUUGGUCGGAGUCAGAAGUGUUUCUCAGCUGAACAGCAGCAGAGCAGAGUCAUCCUCCAGAACACGGCAGCAGAGCAUUUCAUUAAAGGAAUAGAGGCGUUUGACAAACUAGAGUAUGAGAGAGCAGUGAUCUGGUUCAACAAGGCCAUCAACCUGCAGCCACAGCAGCCUCACAUGUUUGUGAGUCGAGGUGAUGCCUUCCUUCAUGUGUGUGAUUUCCAGUCGGCUGCAGACUCUUAUACUGGUGCUGCUGGUUUGUGUCCUGGUGUUUCCAGUGACCGUUUGGCCUUCGUUUACUUCCUUCAGGGCCAGUGUUUGUUGGACCGGGGUCUUUUCCUGGAGGCUCUGGACUGUUUCAGUAAAGCUGCUGAACUGAAGCCUGGAUGCAGAGUCCACCAAGUCCGACGCCUGGCGUGUCUGUCGGCGGCGGGGCGUCAAACAGACUGUUUAAAGCUGGUCAAUGAUUGGAUGGCGUCGGACGGCCCCUCCUCCGACCUGUACGUCCUCAGAGCCCGACUCCACAAACGUCUGAACCAGACGUCCAGGUGUUACGAGGACGUGAAGGCGGCGUUGGCGUUGAAGCCGUGGUGUCCGGAGGCCGGCGCUCUUCUGCUGACGCUGCAGGACGCCGCCCACAGAGCCCGCCGCGCCGCCGUGGACCGCGCCGCGACGGGCCGGAUGUCCGAGGCCCUGGUUCUGAUCAACGUGGCCCUGGAGAACUGCCCACAGGAGCCCCGCCUCCACCUGUUCAGAGGGACUCUGUGUCGCAGAAUGAAGGACUUCGGCGCCGCCAUCGCAGACCUGGUUCACACCGUGGAGCUGAGCGAGGAUGAGGAGGGGGUCGGAGGUCAGGGUGGGAAACAGGAGGAGGAGGAGGAGGCCAAGUUCCAGCUGGUGCUCACCUACAAUGACCUGGCCGUGCAGUGCUUCUGCAGAGGCCUGUACGAGGAGGCCACGCUGCUGCUCAACAAGGCCAUCGAGGACCAGAAGAACCAGGCAGGACUGUACCUGAACAGAGGAGACUGUUUCUAUAAACAGGAACAGUGGUGUUACGCUCUGGCUGACUACCAACAGGCGGAGGAGCUGAUUGGACCAGACCGCCCCUCGGUCCGCCUCCGCCUCGCCGUCCUCCACAACACACUGGGCUCCUUAUGUUUCCAGGACGGACGCUUCCAGGACGCUGCCUUCAGGUUCACGGUGGCGAUCGGGUACAACCCCACGGUCGGUCGUUACUACAAGAACAGAGCCAAGGCCUUCCGCAAGAUCCUGAAGGUGGACCAGGCCAGGAAGGACUUCAUCUGCACCCUGGUCCUGGAUCCGGACAACCAGGAGCUGCCGUCCAUGCUGACCAGUCUGUUCCCUGGACGCAGUAUGUCCGAUGUUCUGUCCAGUCCAGCAGGACGAGCCGUCCGAUCCCAGCUGAUGGACGCUGUCCGGGCCUAUGAGGUCAGCAGUCAGCGGAAAGGUUCUGACCUCGAAGUAGAAGCGUAGCAUCAGAGCGAGGGCGCCGAAGCAGCAGCCGGGGCCCACCUGCUGGGUGUAGACCGCCUUGUCCGGGUACACCGCCCUCAGCUGCUUCAUCUUCUGCAGCUGAAACACACCACAGCCAAAGGGGGAUUUACU
This is a messenger RNA of Sphaeramia orbicularis (orbiculate cardinalfish), 1743 nucleotides long. Its product is annotated as tetratricopeptide repeat protein 16-like. The record is from RefSeq and is a predicted model, not a curated record. Gene Ontology annotation, molecular function: protein binding. The transcript has 12 exons. The coding region runs from base 1 to 1611 and encodes 536 amino acids. Lineage: Eukaryota; Metazoa; Chordata; Actinopteri; Kurtiformes; Apogonidae.